Molecule: messenger RNA, 909 nt
Organism: Arachis duranensis
Lineage: Eukaryota; Viridiplantae; Streptophyta; Magnoliopsida; Fabales; Fabaceae
Exons: 3
Coding region: 1-909 (302 amino acids)
Source: RefSeq, a predicted model, not a curated record
AUGGCAAGUGAGGAAGAGAGUGUUCUUGUCCUAGUGUAUUGCUCUGGGAAAAUUCAAAAAAGCAAAAGAUAUGGUGUAAAAUUCACUGACAGAGAACCAGUGAGUGUUUUCAUCAGUUCAUCAAGUACUUUGUCAGAUCUAAAGAACAACAUCUUGCAAAAGUUUGGGAUUUCUGGUAGCAAAAAUUUUCCAGAGGUCAGAAUACACGAGUUAUUCACAAAGUUGGAUGUUGGGGUGGAUAGUUCUGGGGCAUCAGAUCCAUUUCAUAACUCGACUGGCGUGGGAGGUGCGUCUUGUUUGAUGCCUAUGAUAGCACCAUCCGUUCCGCUGGUCGCAUCCCCAUCAUUCGCGGCUGAUUUAGAUCGAACGGAGGCUGUUGAUAUCAUUGGGGACAGCGAUGAUGACACAGCUGCCAAUCCUAAUACACAGCAUGGGCCUUCAAGUUCUGGCACUCAGCAGUACCCUCCACACUUCUCGACUUUAAACUUGGAGGCUCUGGGUGAACAGGCGGACGGUGGUCCCACAGUUGGGGGCUCUUCUACAGAAUUUCAGAUUGGGCAGUCAUUCCAAAAUAAAGAUGAGGCUGUGCUGAGUGUGAAGGACUACAACAUCCGUCGAGGUGUUGAGUACAGAGUCAUCGAAUCAGAUCAUCUGAAGUAUCAUGGAAAAUGUAAGGAGUUUGGCAAGGGUUGCACUUGGUUGAUUCGCGUAGCGCUGCGUGCACACAAGGGCACUUGGGAGGUUCGAAGCUGGCUGAGGAAGAUGCUGAACACUGCCGAACACUGCCAUCCUUGGCAUGUAACCAAUCUAUGUUCAGAGCUGGCUGAGGAAGAUGCUGAACACCGUCGAACUAAGGAAGCACCCUAUCCACUUGAUGCCACUCAAUCGCAGCAAAAUAUAUCAGGCUAG